GUCAACCCGGAGCCGUGACCCUCGGUGCUCCCUCCAUAUUAAUGCUACUCCGGGGCUUACGCCGACAGAUGUACUGCGUUCGGCAGUCCCGCUGACAAACAUCCCCCGUUAAUAAACAAUAAAAUUACAAGAAUGCUCCAGCAUAGCACCGGAGUCUCGCGUAUGACCGCCCUUGUCGAGCCGCCUUCAUAGCACAUAAGGCGACUCCGUUGGGCCCCCGCCUGACCUCCGUCCGGGCACCAAGGGGAGCACUCUGAUGGGGGCCAGCUGCUGUCACCCUAAGAGUCCCUGCGGCAGCGUUGAGGAGCGAAGCGGGUUACUAAAUGAUGACACCAAACCUGCCGGGUCUGGUGGCCAGGUGAUUGCGGCGGUAGGGGGCACGUGUGGCCCUCAAGAUGACGACGAUGACAUAAAGAAGGCGAUGGACGACACCACAUUAACAGUUGUUGACAUGGAGGAUGUUCAGUUGCCUAUUCCGCCCAAACAUGCCAGUCCCCAGCAGAUUCUAUCUCGGUUAAACGGAUCCCCACAGAAAGAAAACUUUGAAGCGUCCGCGCUUUCACCCGAGAUUGCCACACUCGCAGAAAAUGACGUUGAGGAAGACGAGAUGACUUUAACGGAGAAGAAAGCACCGUCCGAGAUCCUGCAGGAAGUGAAGGGUCAAUGCGAAGGUGGCAACAAGCAUUCGGUUUUAGCGGGGAAGGGUGAAAAUCAAAAGGACUGCACGCAAAAAGUCGAAAUAUCUCCUUGCAAAGAUGUGGAAGUGCCAGACAUUUGCCACCAUGAUGGCGACAGCAGUGACAAAAUGGCAGAAAGCCACUCACUGGUGAAGGAGCUUCUUAAGAGCAAUAAAGAGGCGUUUUCACCCGACACUCAGGAGGCGUCCGAGAAUGCAACGUUUCAGGAAAACACAUUAGAGCCCAAAUGUUUUAGUUUAGUGAACAACGACUCUGAAGUCAAAGUUUCAGCGAUGCUUUCUCGCCUGAAAGAAAAAAGCCACAAAACUUGUGCCGAGCCCACAGAAGCGCCGCUCUGUGGUGACGAGCAACGCCCUGCACACUCCAGCGACGUGGAGAUGCUAACCACGACGUCCGAGCACACCAGCAGCCCGCAUGCAGCCAAGGAAAGCCAGCAGGAAAACAUCUACCAGCAUGCUGGAGAAGACCCACACGGAGGUCAACCCGAGGACAACGAAAUGGCAGAGGACGAGGACAAGAUGGGGGAAAACAAUCCCGAGGAGUUGGUGGAAGAGGCUCUGGAGAGUCGGCAAACGGCUGCAGAAGAAGUCAGUUUGAGCAGCAGCGAAGAUCUUUACAGAGGAGCUGAAGAGCCGCCAUCACCUGUUGAGUCCAAGAAAGAAGAGCCAUUCGAAAUGAAUGCCAGAUCAAGUUUAGGCCCGGUGGUUAACAUACUGUCGUAUAGCCAGAAAGAAUGGAGAGGAAACACGGCCAAAUGUCGGGUCAUUAGAAAGGGUUACUCGCUGAUGUCAGGGCACUUUUCUGGUCUACGUCCAGUGCGGGGGGACAACUACUGCGCCCUGAGGGCCACCUUGUACCAGGUGCUCUCGCAGACUUCUCAGGUGCCAGAUUGGCUUCAGAAUGAUGAAUCGGACAGCGAUGAAACAACGAAGGUCAUUUCUGAGCUGAUGGGCGAGUGGACAUUUCCCGGUGAUAAUCAAGCACAAAUUGGCGUCGUGGACCGGCUUCAUAGUUAUCUGGAGACCCUCCGAAACAAGUGGUCCGAGAUGGCGAGCUGCUCGUCGCAAGCCGAGCGCCAUCGGCUAAUCGACGACGCCUUCCAAGGCGGCGAGGAAGAGGUGGCCAUGCUAGAGGCGCUCAAGGUGCUGAUGCUUCGCAGCGCCGCUCAACUGCACACCAACAUGCAGGCCGGCCGUGAUGUCCCCCUCUUCUGCUGGUUGCUGUUUGCGCGCGACUCCUCUGACUGCCCGCGCACUUUUCUAGCCAAUCACUUGAGCCGCGUGGGCAUCAGCGCCGGGAUGGAGCAGGUGGAGAUGUGUCUGCUGGGAUACGCGCUACGCCACACCCUCCAGGUGUUCCGCCUGUACAAAGCCAACACCGAGGAGUUCUUGGCCUUCUACCCCGACGAGCACAUGGACGACUGGCCCCGUGUCACUUUAGUCACCGAAGACGACCGCCACUACAACGUGCCCGUCGGCCAGGUGCGAGCGAGCAGAGUGGCGCGGUCCAGCUGAGAAGUUGCCCUCCCAUGCAAACCCCAAAAACCUCAGGUCCGUCUCGGGUUUUUUUUAAUUUUUUUUUUUUUUUUAUUUAAACCUACACUGGAAUUGUCGCAAAUUUUGAACUCAUUAAUUUAUUUUAAUCUGGACUGCUGUGGGAAGAAUUCAGGGGCUUGCAUUUUUUUUUUUCCUUUCUCUCUCCGACCAUUGUGCAUAACAUGUUGCCUUUCGCCAAGCCAGACAGGAGGAGCACACGCGUGCCACCAGCCGCCAAAGGCCCGCUUGGUCCUUCCGUGUUGCCUUACGACCAAUACUAACCUAACAAAAUGCACAAGAGUGAAUGAAUGUGGCGUGUCUCCCCCAGUUGAACGUGGCCUCUUGCUCAUCAAAUAAAACGAAAGCACAAUAA
Corythoichthys intestinalis (scribbled pipefish) is the source of this 2606-nucleotide messenger RNA. RefSeq lists its product as uncharacterized. Gene Ontology annotation, biological process: protein linear deubiquitination. The record is from RefSeq and is a predicted model, not a curated record. Bases 257 to 2212 code for a protein of 651 amino acids. Gene Ontology annotation, molecular function: cysteine-type deubiquitinase activity. The transcript is spliced from 11 exons. NCBI's taxonomy places the organism in Eukaryota, Metazoa, Chordata, Actinopteri, Syngnathiformes, Syngnathidae. Gene Ontology annotation, cellular component: cytoplasm.